Molecule: messenger RNA, 1345 nt
Organism: Mya arenaria
Lineage: Eukaryota; Metazoa; Mollusca; Bivalvia; Myida; Myidae
Exons: 7
Coding region: 45-998 (317 amino acids)
Source: RefSeq, a predicted model, not a curated record
CACUCUUCUUAGUUGGUCAUAAUAACCGCUCCAGGCCAAAAGUUAUGCGGUUCUCCAUUCUUCUGCUGAGCCUGUCUUGCGUUCUCGCUCUGCAAGUGAACAUCGCUGAGUGUUUAACCAACAGGGAGUUAUUUGAGAUCAUCAAGGAUUAUGUGGACGUCGUUGAAGAAGACAUUUCCAGUGAUGACGUCAUAACUGACAAUGCUGAUGACGUCAUUGACUUUCCUGGCGGUCCCGAUGAUGACGUGGAUUUCGAUUUCCUGAUUGACGCGAUGGACAUUUCGAGCAUUGGGGACGAGAUAUCGGAAAUGAUGGAAGCUUCACAAAGCAGCCAUGGUCUAAGCUGGUGGCACCAUUACCACCAUCAUCACAACCACAGCCCCCACCGCAAGAUAUGCUCAUGUCGCCAUCUCUACUGCAAAUGCUGCAUCAGCCACACGUUCCGUAUCAAUCUUAUCUUCAAGAAGUUCCACUUCCGGUUCAAUCCUUGUGUAUCGUUUGGCUACAUUCCCGCCAACUACGGGUUCGAGUUGACUAUCACGUUCAACGAUCAUCGUCUGUUCCACAAGGAGAUUUCACUGAAGCAUUCCCCUACGCUAUGUUUUGGCGUUCCUGGGCUUCGAACGUUUGCGCGUGUCUGUCUUGAAGUAUACAACGUGAACCUGCAAACCAAACACAUCUGUGUUCGCCUAGUCGGUGUCCUUGACCUUAAGAUUCACAAAUUCAAAGUUCAUCUGAAAAUAGCCUGCUUCCGUAUCCCCCUCAUCGAGGCUGAGAGAGUCGCCCAGAUGUUGGAGUCACGUGACUUACACGUGGCAUCACUUGCAGAAACAAGAUCCACCAAUGAAACAACUGUCUACGAAGUGGAAUCCAUCCACGAACUAUUUGACCUGACGAAAAAUCUCGACUUGACCAAUGACGUCACUGAGAAAAUGACGUCCGAGGACAAAGUUAUCGAUCUUUUCCGGUCGCUUCAAGUCCAGGAUGACAACGAGUAAUGAAAUAAGCAGAACAAUGGCGACUUCUUUCAAAAACAUUAAACAUAUUUAAGAAGCAGUUGGAAUAAGUGGAUGUAAACUUCAGGGACAUGCCUAGUCGCCUGCCUUUUACACAUGUCCAGGGGCGGUAUUCAUAAAACUUAUGGGGGCCGUUUCAAGAAAGGAUUUCAGUCAUAAUUUAACUUAUCUUAAAUCUGUAUAAAGGGCACAAACGGCAAUACAGCAUAUUGUUCUAAUUUCCUCUUCUCUGUUUUCAUCUUUAAUGAUGUCAAUUCAAUUCAAUUCAAUAUUUUAUUGCCUCCAAUAAUGAAGAUAGGAAAAUACAUAUGUAAUACACGAAACACAUA